GCAGCUGCAGUGGAGAAUCAUGUUAAGCUCGGCUACUGCGGAGAGCCCGAGGUAGCCCAAUGAUGGAUUUUGAUGAGCGUGGUCCCUGCUCCUCUAACAUGUAUUUGCCAAGUUGUACGUACUACGUCUCGGGUCCAGACUUCUCCAGCCUCCCUUCUUUCUUGCCCCAGACCCCGUCUUCGCGCCCAAUGACAUAUUCCUACUCCUCCAACCUGCCCCAGGUCCAACCCGUGCGCGAGGUGACCUUCCGCGAGUACGCCAUUGAGCCGGCCGCUAAGUGGCACCCCCGCGGCAAUCUGGCCCACUGCUACUCGGCCGAGGAACUGGUGCACAGGGACUGCUUGCAGGCGCCCAGCGCGCCCGGCGCGCCCGCCGACGUGCUGGCCAAAGGCUCGGCCGGCGUCUACCACCACCCCACCCCCGCCGUCUCCUCCAAUUUCUAUAGCACCGUGGGCAGGAACGGAGUCCUGCCGCAGGCGUUCGACCAGUUUUUCGACACCGCCUACGGUACCCCGGAAAACCUCGCUUCCUCCGACUACCCCGCGGACAAGAGCGCCGCCGAGAAGGGGCCACCGGCGGCCACGGCGACCUCGGCGGCGGCGGCGGCAGCGGCCACGGGCGCGCCCGCAACUUCAAGUUCGGAGAGCGGCGGCGGUGGCGGCGGCUGCCGGGAGGCGGCGGCGGCGGAGAAGGAGCGGCGGCGGCGCCCCGAGAGCAGCAGCAGCCCGGAGUCUUCUUCCGGCCACACUGAGGACAAGGCCGGCGGCUCCAGUGGUCAACGCACCCGCAAGAAGCGCUGCCCCUACACCAAGUACCAAAUUCGGGAGCUGGAGCGCGAGUUCUUCUUUAGCGUCUAUAUCAACAAAGAGAAGCGCCUGCAGCUGUCUCGCAUGCUCAACCUCACCGACCGGCAGGUCAAAAUCUGGUUUCAGAAUAGAAGGAUGAAGGAAAAAAAAAUCAACAGGGACCGCUUACAGUACUAUUCGGCCAACCCGCUGCUCUAA
This is a messenger RNA of Ochotona curzoniae (black-lipped pika), 1004 nucleotides long. RefSeq names its product homeobox A11 (gene HOXA11). NCBI's taxonomy places the organism in Eukaryota, Metazoa, Chordata, Mammalia, Lagomorpha, Ochotonidae. The coding region runs from base 60 to 1004 and encodes 314 amino acids. The transcript is spliced from 2 exons. The record is from RefSeq and is a predicted model, not a curated record. Gene Ontology annotation, molecular function: RNA polymerase II cis-regulatory region sequence-specific DNA binding; DNA-binding transcription factor activity, RNA polymerase II-specific. Gene Ontology annotation, biological process: anatomical structure development; regulation of transcription by RNA polymerase II. Gene Ontology annotation, cellular component: nucleus.